Messenger RNA from Hipposideros armiger (great roundleaf bat), 2555 nucleotides. RefSeq names its product growth hormone inducible transmembrane protein (gene GHITM). Lineage: Eukaryota; Metazoa; Chordata; Mammalia; Chiroptera; Hipposideridae. The transcript has 9 exons. Bases 161 to 1198 code for a protein of 345 amino acids. Gene Ontology annotation, cellular component: mitochondrial inner membrane. The record is from RefSeq and is a predicted model, not a curated record.
AGCGAACGGGCGGAACUGAGCUCACACAGACAGUAAGAGUCGGGUGUGCGGCCAAGGUCUGCGCUCUGUGUUUCGCUCGCCCGGAAGGGCAGCUGCGCGGUUGAGGUGACCGGGGACUGAGCCUUUUAGAUCUGCUUGGUAAACCUGGUGUAACACCACCAUGCUGGCCGCAAGACUUGUGUGUCUCAGGACACUGCCUUCCAGGGCUUUCCACCCAACUUUCACCAAGGCCUCUCCUGUUGUGAAGAAUUCCAUCACAAAGAAUCAAUGGCUCUUAACACCCAGCAGGGAAUAUGCCACCAAGACAAGAAUUGGGAUCCGGCGUGGGAAAACUGGCCAAGAACUCAAGGAGGCAGCAUUGGAACCAUCAAUGGAAAAAAUACUUAAAAUUGAUCAGAUGGGAAGAUGGUUUAUCGCUGGAGGGGCUGCUGUUGGUCUUGGAGCAUUGUGCUACUAUGGCUUGGGAAUGUCUAAUGAGAUUGGAGCUAUUGAAAAGGCUAUAAUUUGGCCUCAGUAUGUGAAGGAUAGAAUUCAUUCUACCUAUAUGUACUUAGCAGGAAGUAUUGGUUUAACAGCUUUGUCUGCCCUGGCAGUGAGCAGAACUCCUGUUCUCAUGAACUUCAUGAUGAGAGGCUCUUGGGUGGCAAUUGGUGCAACCUUUGCAGCCAUGAUUGGAGCUGGAAUGCUGGUACAAUCAAUACCAUAUGACCAGAGCCCAGGUCCAAAGCACCUUGCUUGGUUACUACAUUCUGGUGUAAUGGGUGCGGUGGUGGCUCCUCUGACAAUAUUAGGGGGCCCUCUUCUCAUCAGAGCUGCGUGGUACACAGCAGGCAUCGUGGGAGGCCUCUCCACUGUGGCCAUGUGUGCGCCCAGUGAGAAGUUUCUGAACAUGGGAGCACCCCUGGGCGUGGGCCUUGGCCUCGUCUUUGUAUCCUCAGUGGGAUCUAUGUUUCUUCCGCCUACCACUGUGGCUGGUGCCACUCUGUACUCAGUGGCAAUUUAUGGUGGAUUAGCUCUUUUCAGCAUGUUCCUUCUGUAUGAUACGCAGAAAGUAAUCAAGCGUGCAGAAAUAGUACCAGUGUAUGGAGUUCACAAAUAUGAUCCCAUCAAUUCGAUGCUGGGAAUCUACAUGGAUACAUUAAAUAUAUUUAUGCGAGUUGCCACUAUUCUAGCAACCGGAGGCAACAGAAAGAAGUGAAGUGACUCAGCCUCUGACUUCAUUAGUGCAUCAGAUAUCUUGCUUGUUUGAUAGGGACAGGUAUUCAUUAAAUAGUUUGUUCAAGCAGCUUUUGUUGAAGUUUAGAAGAUAAGAACUUAUCAUCAUGUUUCAAAUGUUCCAGUAAUGUGAUGCUCAAGUCUGCUUUUCUUCUGGAGAAUAAAUUCAGUAGUUCUCUUCCAAAUAAGUACACAUGUCCAAUUCUCAUGUUUGAGUAUUCUAAAAUAUUCUAAUGAAGGUGAAAACUGAGGUUUGUGUUGUUAGAAUUUAAGUGUUUUAUUUAUUUUUAAAUUUAUUUGGUUAAGUAAAAAUUAGCAAACUUGUAUUUACCUGCAUGUAUUUUGGAAUGCAGGAUAUUGACAAGUAAUGUCAUGAGUGAUGUAGAGGUUUGGUAAAGGGGCCAGAGGGAAGUAAAUGGUCACCUACGAGCUUUCUGUGACCACUUAGAACUUAGGACUUGUGUAGUUGGUGGUGAGCCAGUGAGAGGGCUCAGGCUGUUUGGAAACAAACAAGGCAUUAUUUUUAACAUUCGUCAGCUGAACUUAUCAAAAGAACAUAAAACAAAGACAUAGGUGAUGCAUUUUCCUGCUGUUCCUUUUAAUGCUCUCUUUAUAACAUACAUGUGAUCAUGUUUGGCUUCUCAUUUGUUUGCCAUUGUUCUGACAGUCCAGAAUUUUAAUCAUACGGAGAAUUCCUUAUGUAUAUAAUAUAUGUGUAAGUUUUACUUUUGAAUCUUCUAGAACAAAAUAUCCUUAAAAUAUCUUCUCAGGGUGAAAUAUGCAAAGCCUGAAAAUUGUUGUAUUUUCAAGUAUACAAACAAUAUGUUCAUAAUUGCUGAAUUUUUUUGCACAUUUAUUGAAAUGUUUAAUGGAAUACACACUCACCUUUCUCAUCAAGCUUUGAAGCUUUUAUUAGAAAAGGCUGUUUGUGACUUAAACUUGUGAUUAGGAAAGCAGUUUUUCUCGUAAGACUUGGUUUCUUGCAUUCCCUCUCAGACUAAGCACUAGAGAAAAGGAAAGCAAAGCUAGUCAUUCUUCAUGAACUAUAUUAAUCAAAAAUGUAAUGGGCAGAGUGCUUCAUUAGAGUGUCCUCUAGCAGAAUUUUCCUUCUCUCAUGCAUAGACCAUUACUUAACUCUCUUGUGACAUUUGUAAACUUUUUGAUAACAGAAGAGUUAUUUUUGGAAGUUCCUAAUGAAUGAAAUAAGAGUGUAUGAUUAUUGAGAUGAUUGUUGUUCUUGAUAAGCAUUUAUUACAGUAAUCCAGAAAUAAGUAUUCUAAGCACUUCACAUUACAUAGGAUGCCUAUUUUUGAGAUAAUAAAGGUUCCAGCCAGAUGGUG